Onychostoma macrolepis is the source of this 2060-nucleotide messenger RNA. It is a transcript of the gene ahsa1b, whose product is annotated as AHA1, activator of heat shock protein ATPase homolog 1b. The transcript is spliced from 9 exons. Gene Ontology annotation, molecular function: ATPase activator activity; protein-folding chaperone binding. The coding region runs from base 219 to 1235 and encodes 338 amino acids. Gene Ontology annotation, cellular component: cytosol. Lineage: Eukaryota; Metazoa; Chordata; Actinopteri; Cypriniformes; Cyprinidae. The record is from RefSeq and is a predicted model, not a curated record. Gene Ontology annotation, biological process: protein folding; positive regulation of ATP-dependent activity.
UGUGACAGCUUCGCGCGGAAUCUUCUCCAAGCCGCCGGUGUUCAGCACGGAGAGCUUUGAGCGCGACUCACUUCCGUUUCCAGUAAUUUCUACGAGCAAGAAAACCAGCGGCAGCAGUCGCGAGGGUUCCAGAAGCGAGAGUUCACGCGUGGCGGACACAUUUCUGUCACAACCCACAGCUUCAUUCAUUUUCAGCAGAAUAGCUGUAUUUAAUCAUUAUGGCGAAGUGGGGAGAAGGAGACCCUCGCUGGAUCGUGGAGGAGAGAGCGGAUGCUACAAAUGUCAACAACUGGCACUGGACCGAGAGGGACGCCACAAACUGGUCAUCAGAGAAGCUGAAGGAGCUGCUCAUGGGGUUGCAGGUGGAGAGUGAAGAAGGCAAGUGUGAGAUCACAGAGGUCAGCAAGGUGGAGGGAGAAGCAUCCAUCAAUAACCGCAAAGGGAAGCUUAUAUUCUUCUAUGAGUGGAAUCUGAAGGCUGCCUGGAGAGGGACAUCAAAAUCAGGCAUCAAAUACAAGGGGAAUAUUGAAGUUCCAAACCUUUCAGAUGAAAAUGAUAUGGAUGACCUUGAUAUCAGUGUGAGUCUUUGUAAAGAUGAGCCUGAGACGGAGCUGCUUUCUCUGAUGAGGAGCGAGGGAGUCAAAAAAAUCCGCAUAGCGCUGGCCAGUUACGUGGACUUCCUCAAAACAGAGUUCACACAGGGCAUGAUCCUGCCAACAGCCAAUGGCAUGAUGAAACAGCAGAGAGCGCAAGCAACAAUCAAGUCAAACAAAACUCAGAUUGGCUCAUGUAGCGCUGCUCCUCCUCCUCCUAACACAGGGGUAAAAAUCCCCACCUGCAAGUUCUCAUUAAAAGACACCUUCCUCACCUCACCAGAAGAUCUUUACAGGGUCUUUCUCAAUCAGGAGAUGGUGCAAGCUUUCACACGCAGCGGUGCUGUGGUUGAGGCUGAAAAGGGUGGAAAGUUUCGCUUGUUGGACGGAAACGUGAACGGAGAGUUCCAGGAGCUGGUUCCUGAGCAGAAGAUAGUCAUGAAGUGGAGGUUCAACUCAUGGCCUUGUGAGCACUAUGCGAUGGUGACAUUGACUUUCACAGACAAGGGUAAUGAGACAGAGUUAAAGAUUGAGUGUCGGGCGGUUCCUGAGAGUGAAGAGGAACGAACACGAGAUGGUUGGCAGAGGUACUACUGCCAUGCCAUUAAACAGACAUUUGGCUAUGGCGCACGACUCUGCUGAGCUCAGGAUGUAGCGGCCUCCUUUUUUUUUUGGCUCUUUUGUUUGUUUUAUUGUUUUUAUUUUUGUUCAUUUUGCUCCACCUACAAAAGAGAGGAUCAGAAUGUGACUCCACUGAACAGCAGGCAUCACAUUGCUCCAUUAUCACGUUCCUUUAUUUGGAUGAUUUUGAUGUUUACAGUAAAUUAAAAGAUGGAAAAAUCAGAAAUGUAAGAGAUGAAAAGAUGAGAUAAGUACUAAAGAGGAGACUUGGGUCAUAUGAAAUAUCUGUGUAUGUGUGUAAUAUAGUGUACUUAUUUUAGCAUGGUUACUCUCUGAUGGCACUCCUGUCCUGUUCUGUGAAAGGGUCACAGGGUUGAACGGUGCCUUUUAUGCACUGGGUGGAUUUUGAUACGUUAAGAGGCUUUCCUUUGGAUCUUCUUGAAGAUGGUUUGGAGAGAGAACAAUAAAGACAUGUUUCGGACCACUUAAUGUUUCUUUCUGAUGAAAAUGGAGUUAUUCAUGUACAUUUUUGUCAUCACAUCUCUAAUAGUAUUAUGAACAUGUGUGAUUUUUACUCAGUCAUUUAUAUUCACCAAAACAGAUGCAAGCUGCAGAAAGCCUGUUUUGUUUGUCUCAAACAGACUGUAUUAAAAAGGAAAUCAUGUAGAAUGCACAACUGGUUAUUUUUAAAUCACUGCUUUUCUAUUCGCUUUAUAUUACUGCAAGUACUGUAUUUCAGCCUUUACAGGGUUUGCCUGGUUUUAGCUGCUGAAAUGUUUGAAAAGGGAACCACAGACCAAUUUUAAGUCACCCAGAAGAAAAUGUCGGUUGUUUUGCCCCAAAUUA